Uranotaenia lowii is the source of this 5025-nucleotide messenger RNA. RefSeq lists its product as uncharacterized. The record is from RefSeq and is a predicted model, not a curated record. NCBI's taxonomy places the organism in Eukaryota, Metazoa, Arthropoda, Insecta, Diptera, Culicidae. Gene Ontology annotation, molecular function: zinc ion binding; nucleic acid binding; aspartic-type endopeptidase activity. The transcript has 3 exons. Gene Ontology annotation, biological process: proteolysis. Bases 1 to 5025 code for a protein of 1674 amino acids.
AUGGAGGACUUGAAUUUCAAUCAAGCGAUAGAUCGCUUGGUGAAAUGGUAUCAAGUCAUGCGGGUGGAAUUAUUGGAGGAAGAUGAGCUUGAGCAAGAGCUCAAAUGUCGCGACGUGAUACUAUCAGGUUUGGAUUUAUCUCGGAAAAGGAAAUGCUUGCGAGAUGCAUUAAAAAGGGAAAAGGAAUCCGGUUUAAAAUUAAGUGCCUUAAGCCUAAGAACAGAUCCCGAGAAUGAGCGGGAACUUUGCCUUGUUAAAUUUAAACAAAUUAAAACACUGUUGAAAUCCAGCAGUGCGGAUGAAUCACAGAAAAGGAUUUGCUUAGCCCGUCUAGCCCAUGUGGGUACACGAGUGGCUACCCUUCUGUGUUCGUCUCGUGGUUCACCUAAUCUCCUAACGCAGAUGCAAAAUAUGUUUGUUGAGUUAGUCCAACUCUUGCAAUCUGCCUACGAUCCAUCGGGUAUCGCGACGCAGGAAAUCGUGGUUCAAAAUCCAUCGCAGGCUAUCACUGAGGCAAACACCAACACGGAGGUCGAGCUUCCAUCACCCUCUGUUCUGGGCCAGGACGACCUAGAUUGGAUCCACAGCUUGCAGGCGAGGAUAGUUGGCCUAGAAGAAGAAUUGGCAAAACGAAAAGAAGGAAGAGAAGUUGAGACUCAAACGGAACAAGAAGUGUUCAAUGUUUCGAACCCACUGGAAAGAGAUUUCAGAAAUCAUUCUGAAAACUUUUCUGCUAUCUCCAGUUUUCAGAACAAUUCUUUCCCUCAAAUUUCCCUUAAUCCUACUUAUCCUCAACAAAAUUUAUCUUACCAUCAAAUUACCAAUCCUUAUCCAUAUUUAACAGCAAAUAUUUCUCAAUCCCACAGUGAAAAUAAACUUCCGAAUAUUCAGUCCCACCAGCCCACAGCUUCAAAUUUUCAUCUGAACCACCCUAGCAAUCCUCAAAACCUUUUUCCCACUCCUACCAAUCAAAUUCCGGUAAAUCCUACCAACCCCCAUCAAUCCCUUCCUAAUGUGAAUUUCUCACAUAAUGUCGGACAACAAAAUCAUCCCUGGUCAAACUUAGGUCCAAAUCCGAAUCCUUCUCAGCCCCCAUAUAACGCACUUCCAGGCCAGUACCAGGGACCAUCCGGUCAACCUCAAGGACAUUGGGGAUCACCUUACGGGAAUCCCGGGUUUUCUCAUCAGUUUCAGACACCUUUUCAUUCCCGACAUACUUUGCCAGUAUCCAAAUGGAAUAUUGCAAAGUACAGCGGAGAUGAUCAAGGGUUGAAACUGAAUGAAUUCCUGGAAGUCGUUUACGCUCUGUCCAUGGCAGAAAGGGUAUCCGAUCAAGAGCUAUUUGAAUCGGCCGUACAUUUGUUCUCUGGAUCUGCCCUUAAAUGGUAUAUGACACAGCGAUCUAUGGGCCGUCUUGUCAGUUGGCAGCAUCUAGUUUUCGAACUCCGCAGAACGUAUAUGCACCCAGACUUGGACGCUCUCAUCAAAAUGAAAGUGUACCAGAGGCGUCAACGGCAGCAGGAGUCUUUCCACGAAUUUUAUAGCGAGAUAGAGAAGCUGAUCCGAACGAUGAGUGUCCCGAUACCAGAAUUCGAGAAAAUUCAAAUCCUCCAGCAAAACAUGAGGAUGGACUACAAAAAGUUCAUGGCUUUCAUUCCCAUUGUGAACUUGGAGUCCUUACUCUCAGCGGGUCAGAAGCUUGAUGCGCUUAACUUUUCUGCGUAUAGCAAGGUGUUCGGCUCUGAUAAGGUGGUUCACGUGAUCGAAGACGAAGAUCUGGAGCAGUCGAGGUCGACCAAAACCAAGAAGCAGACAUCAAGCUCUGAUUUCGUCGUACCGGUCCAGCAACAUCCAAGGGGUAAUUCAGCGGGUCCUAAAGUUAAUGUUGUUCCGAAGAACCAGAAACAGUUCGCGCAAAAUUUACCUGGCCCGUCACGGCAAAUAAACAGUAAGCCUACAGCAGUCGGGGAACCAUCUGGCAGUCAGUCGCAACCUCAACUCACGUUGGAGAUGGUAGUAAACAACCACAAGCCUCCUCCAUCAAAUCGGUGCUACAACUGCAAUCGGGAGGGACAUCAUGCAGCAAUUUGCCGUCAACCACCAAUCAUUGUCUGUUUCAAAUGCGGGCUUCGUGGAUUUCCGACUGCUAUGUGUCCGUAUUGUUUAAAAAACCACGGUACUGCGAGCCAAAACCGCGAUAUUCGCAUCCACGAUAUUCCAGUUUGUGCCCUUUUAGACAGUGGCAGUAAUUACACUCUGAUCAAUCAGAAUGUUUUCCGUAGAUCAAGACACGAAAAAUUGAAUCCAUUGACCAAAUCACUGGAUCUCCGUUCAGCAAGUGGUGAUUCGAUGGAAAUUUUAGGCCAGGCCUUUCUGCCUAUCCGGUUUGAUGGACGAACCAAAGUCAUCACCACUCUGGUGGUGGCUAAUUUGUCCAUCGACUGCAUUUGUGGGAUGGACUUUUGGACCAAAUUUCAGAUCGUUCCCACUAUGUUGUCUAGAGAUUCCGUGAAUGCAGCGGUCUUGGAAAAGGUUUCUUCGUCCGCCGAAUGUUUGUCGCUAGAAGAAGAAAGAGAAUUAGAGGAAAUUAAAAAGGGUUUCUUAGCAGCUGGUCAAGGCAAACUCACCAUUACUCCUUUGGCCACUCAUCGGAUUGUCUUGAAGGAGGAAUUCAGAGGCAAGCCACCAGUUCGUCAAUUCCCGUACGUGAUGUCUCCGAAAACCCAGGCGUUGGUAGCUGUUGAGCUGGAACGGUUGCUAGAGGCCGGCGUCAUUGAGCGCAGCGAGUCCGACUGGUCAUUGAAUUGCGUGCCGGUCAUUAAACCCAACAAGGUUCGGCUUUGUUUAGACGCACGGAAGAUCAACGAAAGAACUGUCCGUGAUGCUUACCCUCUACCCCACCCUGGAAGAAUAUUAGGUCAGUUACCAAAGGCCAAAUAUUUGUCUACAAUAGACCUGUCCGAAGCGUUUUUACAGGUUCCCUUAGAAAAAGAGUCCCGAAGGUACACAGCAUUCAGCGUACAGGGUAAAGGGUUGUUCCAGUAUACCCGGAUGUGUUUCGGGUUGGUCAACAGUCCUGCAUCAUUGGCCAAAAUCAUGGAUUCCGUACUGGGUCAUGGUAUACUGGAACCGAAUGUUUUUGUUUACCUCGACGACAUCGUCGUGGUUACAGAAACAUUCGAGCAUCAUGCGCAGCUUCUUACAGAGAUCUCCCGUCGUCUACGUGAAGCCAACCUAAGCAUCAACCGGGAAAAAUCUCGAUUUGGAGUAGCCGAGGUUCCUUUUCUAGGUUAUCUCUUAGGAACGGAAGGGCUACGGGCAAACCCGGAGAAGGUGAGGCCGAUUUUAGAUUAUGAACGGCCAACUACGGUCACGAAGCUCCGGAGGUUUCUGGGAAUGGCCAAUUACUAUAGGCGAUUCAUCCCAGAUUUCAGCGGGGCAACUGCGGCCUUAACAGAUUUGUUGCAAACGAAGUCGAAAUUGGUCCGGUGGAACGAAGAGGCGGAAGCAGCCUUCGUUCGCAUCAAGGAACUUCUAAUUUCUUCGCCCAUUCUGGCCAGUCCAGAUUUCGGCCGCCCUUUUACCAUCCAGACCGACGCGAGCGACGUGGCAGUGGCCGGAGUAUUAACGCAGCAGCAGGAGAACGGAGAGUGUGUUAUCGCAUACUACUCCCACAAACUGACCACACCGCAAAAAAACUACCAUGCAGCCGAAAAGGAAGCCUUGGCAGCUAUGCUAGCGAUAGAUGCGUUUAGGGGUUACAUUGAAGGUUAUCAUUUCACUCUAAUUACCGAUUCAAACGGUCUUACUCACAUACUCAACGCAAAGUGGAAGGUCGGAUCUCGCUGUAGUCGGUGGGCGCUCAUUCUGCAGCAAUAUGAUAUGAGAAUAGUGCACAGGAAAGGCAAGGAAAAUAUUGUCCCUGAUGCACUUUCUCGUAGCAUUGCAGCAAUUGACGGCUCACCUACAACUUGGUACGAUUCCAUGAUGCGUAAAGUUGUGAGUAAACCGGAUGAAUUUGUCGAUUUUAGGGUCGAAAAUAAUAACCUCUUCAAGUACAUCUCAGUACCUGACUUUCCACACGAUUCGAACUUCGAAUGGAAAUUGAUACCGCGCACAGAGGACAUCCCGAAAAUUAUUGAAGAAUCCCACAUCACAUCGUUUCAUUCGGGAUACGAGCGAACGUUAGCACGGAUCAGGCAGCGUUUCUACUGGCCGCGAAUGGCAGCUCAAAUUCGUAAAUUUGUUAGACAAUGCACGACUUGUAAGGAGGUGAAGCCAUCUCACGUCGCCACAGUACCCGAAAUGGGGAAAAUGCGACUAGCGGAUCGACCCUGGCAGAUAAUUUCGGUCGAUUUUAUUGGUCCCCUUCCUCGAAGUCGUAAAGGUAAUCAGCAUUUGUUGGUGGUUUCGGAUUACUUCUCGAAAUGGGUUUUGGUUCAGCCUGUGAAGAAAAUCGCCAGUUCAACCAUGUGUGCGAACCCCGUAGAGAGAGUGAACCGAACCAUCAACGCUGCUAUCAGGACCUACGUCAAAGAGGAUCAGCGCCUCUGGGAUACUAAAAUUGCCGAGUUAGAAAUGUUAUUAAAUACGAGCGUGCACUCGCCCACAGGAUUUACUCCGUAUUUCAUCAUUCACGGGCAGGAAUAUGCGGAACUGGGGAACGAUUAUCGCCUAGCACGUCACGAUCAAAAUCUUUCUCCCGGGCAGUUUGAGGAACGGCGUAAAGCCUUAUUUAGAGACAUCUACGAACUUGUCAAGAAGAAUCUUGCCAAGGCUUAUGCAAAUUCAAAACGAACUUAUAAUUUGCGUAUUCGUCCGGCGAAGCCGUUCAUUAAAGGGCAGUUGGUAUAUCGACGGAAUAUGAAACUUUCCAAUGCGGGGGAAAGUUACAAUUCCAAGUAUGGAACUCAAUAUCUACCUUGCCGAAUUAAAAGUUUGCGUGGAACAUCUUCGUACGAGCUCGAAGAUCUGAAUGGAAAGAACUUAGGGGUUUGGCCCGCAGCCCAUAUUAAGCCAACAUAA